CGCUCGGAGCUCCGCCAUGUCGAGGUCAAGCACCGCCGGUCGGGGCUAGGGCGGGCUGGAGGCCCUGGAAGGCCUCCGGCUAUGGGUGUCACGGAGCCUUGCCCGUGUGUCAGCCGUCAUGGCCCCUCAGACAGACACUCCGGCCAGGCUGAGCUGCGACCCACCCGUGAUGGUGGUCGGGACGGGCUGUACCGCAGGCAGAGAAUCCCCUCCCUCGGCCUGCCCGCAUUGUUUGGGAUGCAGCCCUGGAUACAGCUGGCUCAUGGAAGGUUUUCUGUGCUGUAAAAGACUUAAGAAUUUACACAGCAAAAAGAGCGAGCACUAGUGUCUUAGGCAGCCGUACGCCCAUCAGAAAGAUGUCACUGUGCUAUUGGGCCUGGACAUGGGCUACAACUGGUAGUUUCUCUGAUCUACUUUCAGCAUUUAGACUACAUUAAGAGACAAUUUUCAACAUGACAUACAAGACAGUAAUUGCUGUAGUUACACCACUGUUGGAAAUGAGUUGCAAGCGGAAAGAGGAAGUGACUGUGAAUGAGAGGAACGUGAUCUUACAGAUUAUUAUGAGGGAGACCACAAAAUGAACAUGUGCAUAAAGCUGUUUAAAAAAUGUUGGAUUAGGUAAGGGAAAAAUGUGUUGUAUUUUCUGUUGUUUAAAGAAAAGUGCUCAAAAGAAAAGAGCCCAAUGACAGAAUCUCCACCUGUAGACUGACGUCUUCAGUACAAAGCAGAUUAAAGCUAUUUGGCUGAUGUCAUAUGUGCUGCUGAACAGCCAACAACUGUGUUGGAACUAAGGUCCCGUUCAUCACCUUGCUUUACAUGAUGUGUAAGGGUUGAAGCUACAGUCAUGAAAGAAACCCCAAAGGCUACAGUGACAGUGACCAGUGGCUCUCCUUGUCGAGAUUUCGUUUAAACCAAUGAGUGGCAGAAACAGGAGGGAAAAACAUUGCUUUAAAGAAAUCUGAAGAUGAGUGCCCACACGCAAACUGUGGAGAAAGGACAGAACACAACACUCCUGUGCCAGGAAAGCUAUGUUUGCAGUGGGACAGAUGAAGCAAUCUUUGAGUGCGAUGAGUGCAGGAGCCUGCAGUGCCAGCGUUGUGAAGAAGAGCUGCAUCAGCCAGAAAGGUUGCGGAACCAUGAACGGACCCGUAUAAGACCCGGCCAUGUCCCGUACUGUGACUCCUGCAAAGGUGCCAAUGGGAACAUAAUGCAUGCCAGUAUGACAGGCUCAAGGCAGAUAGCAGCAGUGAGGUGCCAGGUGUGCAAAAUCAACCUCUGUGUGGAAUGUCAGAAGAGAACACAUGCUGGGGGGAACAGAAGGAAGCACCCUGUCACCGUUUACCAUGCUGGCAAAGCCCAAGAACAGGAAGAGGAGGAGGGGAUGGAUGAGGAGUCCAAGAGAAGGAAGAUGACAGAAAAAGUUGUGAGUUUCCUCUUGGUGGAUGAAACUGAGGAGAUUCAGGUAAGGAAUGAGGAAGACUUUAUUAAGAAACUGGACUGCAGUCCUGACCAGCACCUAAAGGUAGUGUCCAUCUUUGGGAACACAGGGGAUGGCAAGUCUCACACCCUUAACCACACUUUCUUCUAUGGCCGAGAAGUCUUCAAGACGUCUCCUGCCCAGGAGUCUUGCACAGUUGGAGUCUGGGCAGCCUAUGACCCUGUCCGCAAAGUGGUGGUCAUUGAUACAGAGGGCCUCCUGGGGGCCACUGUGAACCUGAGCCAGAGAACACGGCUGCUGCUGAAGGUCCUGGCCAUCUCUGACCUUGUCAUCUACCGUACUCGUGCUGACAGGCUCCACAAUGACCUCUUCAAGUUCCUUGGUGAUGCCUCAGAGGCUUAUUUAAAACACUUCACCAAGGAGCUAAAAGCAACCACAGCGCGCUGUGGCCUAGAUGUUCCUCUGUCAACUUUGGGUCCAGGUGUCAUCAUCUUUCACGAGACUGUGUACACCAAGCUACUGGGCUCUGAUCAUCCUUCUGAGGUUCCUGAGAAGCUCAUUCAGGAUCGGUUUCGGAAGCUAAGCUGUUUUCCUGAGGCUUUCAGCUCAAUUCACUACAAGGGAACAAGGACAUACAAUCCUCCAACAGAUUUCUCUGGGCUUAGGCGAGCUGUGGAGCAGCAGCUGGAGAACAAUACUACUCGGUCACCCAGACAGCCCGGGGUUAUCUACAAAGCACUAAAAGCUCUAAGUGACCGGUUCAGUGGGGAGAUCCCUGAUGACCAGAUGGCUCACAGCUCUUUCUUUCCAGAUGAAUAUUUCACAUGCUCCUCUGUAUGCCUCAGCUGUGGGUGUGGCUGUAAGAAGAGCAUGAACCAUGCAAAGGAAGGAGUCCCUCAUGAAUCCAAAAGUCGAUGCAGAUAUUCUCACCAGUAUGAUAACAGAGUCUACACUUGCAAGGCCUGUUAUGAACGAGGGAUGGAGGUCAGCGUGGUGCCAAAAACCUCUGCUUCCACGGAUUCCCCUUGGCUGGGCCUUGCCAAGUAUGCCUGGUCAGGGUACGUGAUUGAGUGCCCCAACUGUGGGGUGGUGUAUCGCAGCCGGCAGUACUGGUUUGGCAACCAAGACCCUGUGAACACUGUAGUGAGGACAGAAAUUGAGCAUGUCUGGCCAGGGACUGAUGGAUUUCUGAAAGACAACAACAAUGCAGCCCAGCGUUUGUUGGAUGGCAUGAAUUUCAUGGCUCAAUCAGUAUCUGAACUUAGCCUGGGACCCACAAAAGCUGUGACCUCCUGGUUGACAGAUCAGAUUGCCCCGGCUUACUGGAGACCCAAUUCUCAGAUUCUGAGUUGUAAGAAGUGCAACACACCUUUCAAAGAUAACGACACAAAGCAUCACUGCCGGGCCUGUGGAGAGGGCUUCUGUGAUGGCUGUUCUUCCAAGACCCGUCCAGUGCCUGAGCGAGGCUGGGGACCAGCACCAGUGCGCGUGUGUGACAACUGCUAUGACAACAGGGGCAUCCAGUUAGAUGUGGCUGAACUGCCUUCAGAUGAGGAAGGGGGGACACUUAUUGCCAGGAAGGUGGGGGAAGCUGUGCAAAACACGCUUGGAGCGGUGGUGACAGCCAUGGACAUUCCCUUAGGUCUGGUAAAAGAUGCUGCCCGACCUGCAUACUGGGUACCAGAUCAUGAAAUCCUGCACUGCCACAAUUGCCGGAAGGAAUUCAGUAUCAAACUCUCCAAACAUCACUGUCGGGCCUGUGGCCAGGGAUUCUGUGAUGAGUGCUCACAUGACCGCAGAGCGGUUCCCUCUCGCGGAUGGGAUCACCCAGUCCGAGUUUGCUUUAACUGCAAUAAAAAGCCUGGUGACCUUUAACCCCAGGCUGCUCUCCA
This is a messenger RNA of Vidua chalybeata, 3330 nucleotides long. It is a transcript of the gene ZFYVE1, whose product is annotated as zinc finger FYVE-type containing 1. The record is from RefSeq and is a predicted model, not a curated record. Gene Ontology annotation, molecular function: metal ion binding. NCBI's taxonomy places the organism in Eukaryota, Metazoa, Chordata, Aves, Passeriformes, Viduidae. The coding region runs from base 965 to 3313 and encodes 782 amino acids. The transcript is spliced from 13 exons.